AUGGCAGCACCGGCGGCGGGAUGUGGCAGCGGGGCCGUGCCCGCCGCCGUGCCCGCCGCCACCCGCCUGCAGGCCUAUGCCUGGUGCCGGGAGUUCCUCUCCGGCUCCUGGAAGCUCAUCGGGCCCGAUGAGUUCGUUAUCGGACCCAUCAGCGGGGGGCUCAGCAACCUGCUCUUCAAGUGCGCCCUGCCCGAGCACGUCCUGAGCGUGGGGGACGAGCCCCGCCAGGUGCUGCUGCGUGUCUAUGGGGCCAUCCUGCAGGGGGUGGACUCCCUGGUGCUGGAGAGCGUCACCUUCGCCAUUCUGGCCGAGCGGGCGCUGGGGCCGCGCCUCUACGGAGUCUUCCCUCAGGGCCGGCUGGAGCAGUUCAUCCCGAGCCGGCGGCUGCGCACCGAGGAGCUGCGGGAGCCCGGCCUCUCGCGGCUGAUCGCGGUCAAGCUCUCGCGCUUCCACGGCAUGGCCAUGCCCUUCAACAAGGAGCCCAGCUGGCUCUUUGGCACCAUGGAGCGGUACCUGAAGCAGAUUUCAGAGCUCACCUUCACUGAGGAGGAGCAGCUGGAGAAGUUCAACCACCUCAAGACCUACAACCUGCAGGAGGAGAUGAGGAACCUCAGGGAGCUGCUGGAGGCCACCCCCUCGCCUGUGGUCUUCUGCCACAACGACGUCCAGGAAGGGAACAUCCUGCUGCUGGCCGGGCACGAGGCCUCCUCCUCGGACAAGCUGAUGCUGAUCGACUUCGAGUACAGCAGCUACAAUUACAGGGGUUUUGACAUUGGGAACCACUUUUGUGAGUGGGUUUACAACUACACCCACCCAGCCUGGCCCUUCUUCGAGGCCACCCCGGAGAACUACCCCAGCAGGCAGCAACAGCUCCAUUUCAUCCGGCACUACCUGUGGGGGGACGAGGGGCGCUGCGGGGACAGCACGCCCGAGGAGCGGCUCCGUGCCGAGGAGGAGAUGCUCACCGAGAUCAGCCGCUUCGCCUUGGCCUCUCACUUCUUCUGGGGGCUGUGGUCCAUCCUGCAGGCCAAGAUCUCCACCAUCAGCUUUGGGUACCUGGACUAUGCAGAGAGUCGCUUCCAGGCCUAUUUCCAGCACAAGGCGCAGUGCUCCUGAGAGUGAUCCUCCUGGGGCCGUGUGGGACCCUCCCCCCAGCCCUGCCUGGACCCCUCCUCACCUCUGCCUGACCCCCCCCAGCCCUGCCUGGAACCCCCUCUGUCACCUCUGCCUGACCCCUCCAGCCCUGCCUGGACCCCCUCCCAGCCUCCCCCUGUUUGCCCUGGCAGUGCCCAGGCUGUGGGGCAGGACAAGGACAGGCUGUGCCCUCCCUGGGGAGGGGGCUGCAACGGUUUGGGGGGUGGUGAGGGGUCUGGGAUGGUUUUGUGGGGGCUGGUGCCCACUUCAGGUACCCCCCACAGUGCAGGGAAGGCAGUGG
Molecule: messenger RNA, 1435 nt
Organism: Dryobates pubescens (Downy woodpecker)
Lineage: Eukaryota; Metazoa; Chordata; Aves; Piciformes; Picidae
Gene: CHKB
Product: choline kinase beta
Exons: 11
Coding region: 1-1116 (371 amino acids)
Biological process (GO): CDP-choline pathway; phosphatidylethanolamine biosynthetic process
Cellular component (GO): cytoplasm
Molecular function (GO): choline kinase activity; ethanolamine kinase activity
Source: RefSeq, a predicted model, not a curated record